AUGCUUAAAAGCCGCAAGAAACCGAAGUACAGCGGCAGCAGCAGCGGCAGCGGCAGCAGCAGCGGCAGCUCCAGUGGUGGACGCAGUGGUGGCGAGACAGAGACGGAGUCGGGUGCAGGGGAAGGCGGGUCUGGCGGCGAGGAGGUGUAUGACGACGCGGCCUUUGGUGCCUCGCCGUCAAACAGUGAUGACAAGGGUGUGGCCGAGCAGGGCGCGGGCCGCGCGCGGCGCUCGGCAGCAGUCGGAGCGCAGCUGCGUUGGCGCGAGCAGCGGCGGUUGGGCGGUCUGUGA
Messenger RNA from Monoraphidium neglectum, 291 nucleotides. RefSeq lists its product as hypothetical. NCBI's taxonomy places the organism in Eukaryota, Viridiplantae, Chlorophyta, Chlorophyceae, Sphaeropleales, Selenastraceae. The record is from RefSeq and is a predicted model, not a curated record. The coding region runs from base 1 to 291 and encodes 96 amino acids. The transcript has a single exon.